AUGACACUGCAUCCAGUGAACGCGACAAACACCAACAUCAGUCCAUCCUUAAUGGUAAGUGCCGUUCAUACUGACUUUAUGUGUGCGCUCAUUUACUUGGUUGCGGAUGCGCACGAAAUCUUGGCCGGCCAAGCCCAAGCCUUCGACCCAUCGGUAAACCCAGGGUUCAAAAUACUUUAUGAAAUGAGAUGACGAUUGCCCUGAGUGAUUACGCAACUGUAACUUCUGAUCAUGAUAAUGAGCCAGAAUUGCUUUUUGACUUUGACAACCUAAAAACAAUUUGGCAAUAUAAUCCAAUAACCAGAAACGUGACCGCUGCUUUUGAGCUCUUUCCGGAUUCAUUGGAAAACCCAAGUGGCUCUCACGUCAGAUUAUCCAUCUAUUACUACUUCCUCAGUGGGCGAUUAAAUGUCCAGCAAUAUUUUCCCAUUCCGACUAUCAGCCGUCGUGUACAAUCUUGAAAAAUCUUGGAUUAAAAUUUAAAAUGUCGUUCACUACAGUCAGUUGUCAGCGCAAUAUGCUGAUUUCAUCAUUGGUGAAAUGUGUGUUUUAAUCGUAUCCAACCGAUCGCUGUCUUUCUUAACGGGUUAAAUGGUUAGUUCUUAUUUGGAUCGUAAUGGCGACAUAAAGGCCUAACAGAGAUUGAUGGGAUGGUAAGCAAAGAGGGGAAUAUAGAAAAAGAAGUGUGGAAAAGGGCAAAAAGCAAAUAAAAAUUAGAACAGAAAGAGACUGAGGGCAACGUGAAAGUCAGGAAAAUGGAAAUUGGUAAUAGCAUGUCAAGGAAGGCAGUCAGGCAUAAUAUCAUCUGGCAAGCAGACAUUCGUUUCUCACAAGCUUUCGGCAGGCCACUACAUUGAUAUUGCAAAAGACUCAAAUAAAAGCGCGUGUGUAGUAAAAAAAUCAAGUGGUGUUUACAUUUUCACACAAGUGGGAAUUAGGGAGGGCAAUAACAGAAGCAGUAAGAAUCGCUCUAAUCAGGUUAUGAUGCUUGGUCGGAAUGAGGAUAGGGUUAGGAAGUGCCGUGUCAGGGGAAAAGGAGGGCACGGGGAUUUUCAUAUAGGUAACUGGCCUUUGGCCACGGCAAAUGCAAAGCCUGUAGGAGUUUUCAACCUUGCGCUCAAGACCAUCUAGCGUAAACUGAUUGCAGUCACUUCUGCUAUUGUCGGCAGUUGCUGGCUCAUUAGUUUAAAAUAGUUCGGUGGGACCCUAUAAAUAACAUGAAAAUACUUGUAGGGGUCGACAUAAUGUACGAAUCAACAGUAAGUGUGUGAAUGGCGCUGAUUAUGCUCCUGAUUUCGUCCUUGCUCAGUCAUUCGGGGGGGUGGGAGGUGUUCUCGUAGUCUUUUGGAUAAACGUCAAUCAUUCCGACAAAUCUACUUUGCUCCGUAGGAGUCAGUAAGGGAGCGAAUUCACGUGGAUAUGAUCUGUGCCGGCUUUAAUGCAGGGUGCGGUUGGUCAAGAAACAUACCCGAACCCUUGCUGCUGGAAAGGUUUGUGUAACAGUUUCGUCAAGGCGUUUUCUCAUAACUUGCUUCGUCGCGUCUAGUUUUUAUUUUCUACCGUCUGCAUGGUGGACUUUGUAUCCUUUCAUAAUGCUAUAUCCAUCAGCACACCCGUUCUCGCGAAGCGGAUCCUGGGUCGUUCCAAGAUCUUUGUCGAUACCUUCUGUCAACAAAAACGUCUACACCUUUGCACCAGACAACGGACUAAAUUACGUUUCUGACCGAUGAGGAUAAAGCUGCUGAAGAUUUUAUAUUGUCUAGAUAGAGUUCUCCUUCGAUAGACAUUUCUUCGAAUGUUACCGCUAGGACGUCUGCUUAGAAGGUCGUUUAAGAAAGAUGGCGAACUUGCCGUCCCCACAUCCAACGUGAACCUUAUCGCCGAAUGCGCCGAAUAUAUCACAUCCAAGAGGGCAUUUACUUUGGUUUAAGUAGUGGCACUUGUAAAGAUGUAAUCAAAGUACCAAUCGUACUGCUCCAGCCUAUUUACCUGGCCGCUUAGGCGAAACUGCCACAACUUUUCCAAGGAUGCAUGGACUGAAAAAGGAUCAAGAGAUGAGUUCUUAAUAGUGUCAUCUACUUAUCCAUAUGUAGUUGGUUAUCAAAAAGUAACCGCACGUCUAGCCUGCAUCUUAAUAAUAUCUCCUUGAGUGAUUUCGUCGGUAUUCCUGUUUCCUGUUGAAUAGCCCGUAGAAAUUCACAAAUGUGAUUCACUCUCUCAGUGGCUGCGAUGUACGCGCAAAGUGAUAGACGUCUAGUGUAAACAUCGUCAUUCUGUUUGGGUUCAGGUCCUUGACGUGAUCAAAUAAUUUAACGGUGUCCCGGCAGCUAAAGGGUGUUAACGGGUGUUAUACAGGUUUGAAUUUCUCCGCUAAAUACUUGGCUAUUCCAUGAUACGGAGCGUUACGCAUUUCGAAAAUGGGACAAUUCCUCAUGCCAUCCUUGUGAACGUGGACGGUCUAGACGGGAGUUCUCGGGGUCACGAUCGCUCACAAAAACUGCCUGCGAUACGUCUUCUUUGCUAGUCGGUCAUUUGUGCUUCCACUUCAACUCUGCAUUCUUUUUCCUUGUCUACAUUGUUGAAUGUUUUCUGGUCUGGGAAUAUAGGCUGUGCCUUCGUUAUGCUGUCCAGGGUGUUUAUUAUAAGAAUACCUUUCCAAUUAUCUGACUUAGUUAAAAAUGUAUUCUUUUUAAGCGAAACCCAUCCAGUUUAGCUACGUGUUCCGGUAUUGAUAACAGUAAUUCACCAGUGUCCAGUCAGAGUGUGAGAUACUGUCUGUGGAAUCGGAUUUUGGACUGUGUGUUUGGUUUUCGAGAUCCUCGAACCGGGCUACUAAUUCUAAAUGCUUAACGCUUCAGCGAGGCAUGUAGAACUCAUAGCCCAGAGAUUAGGCCUCAUAUAAGGUUCUAGGAGUUUCGGGGAAGAAUGGUUGUGUUCGUCGCCCUUGAUCUGCUUGGAGACCUAAUUGUAAUUUCAUUUCGUGUAGCCCUUGAAGAAGAGAGGGCAUAUUUGUAUCCACCUUCUCUUACCUUGGACUGAGUACGGUUUCACAGUUGGGUCAAUAUGAAUUGUUCAAAAUCUGCCAACAUACCUAUGAAUUAGGUGAGCCUGGUAGUCAUCUGGUGGAUUCUUGGUGAACUGCUUAGGAAAUCCUGCUUGGGCAGUCAACUUACUAUAUCAGAUUUGGUGGAUUCCAGACGUUGCAGUGAGUUGGGCGGGCAACGUGACCCAAAUGUGAUUAAACUCGAGUCGUCCGGCGGGGCCUCGUAGCUCAAGUGGUUAGAGCGUUGGCUGCCCUAAAGCCUCCCCCUUACUGCGUGGGUUCGAAUCGCAUCGAGGCGCCGAACUUUUCACAGUUGGGUCAAUAUGAGUAUGGUUUAUCUCGAAACAGUCGCCGGUGGGCUUCAACCAGCAAUUUUGCCUCCAAAACUUGGUGUUGACAUGCGGGUACACACUUAGUAUACUUAGCACCGUGGGGUCUUUAACUUGUUUUGACAUUGCGAAAGACCGGCUGACGAGCAUAAAUUUGUCUUCGAUAAAUUCGUAUCGGGCCAGCACAUUUAUCGGAAAUGGCGUCAACUAAAAACAUGCGGGUAAUAGGCGAAAUAGAGCAAUAUUCCUCUUUUCACAAAGGUAGGAGGCGGAAAAUAGAGGGGUAUAGGGAGAUUCUGAAUUUACAUUAGUAAGCCUUAGGGAGUAGAUUACCUCUGAAAGGACUAAAAAUAGCAUAUCCUAGGAGGUGAACCCUCUGUGCGUGACCAAAGGAUGAGCUUAAGUCAGCUGAUCCGAGAGUUGGGGAUGAGCAUCAAUAAGACAAGAAUCUGUGGUUUGCUCUCCAUCAGAAUAUAAAAUUUGCUGGUGCCCAGUAAGUCAGGAAAGUAAUAGGAAUUCAAAAAAAUGAAGAAAACAUACAGAAGACUGCCCUCUUACAUCAUUUUCGCAGUAAGUAACGUCUUCCGUGUAUCUUGUAGUUGAGGAAGGUAUCCGCGUCGUUUUAGAACUGAUUGUAAACAUAAUCCUUUUCCCUUUCAUUUUAAUUUUUUCCUUUCCUUUUUCAGACAGUGGCAUCUUCGCGUUUAUCAAUGCUAAUUUUAGAACAUAAAUGAUGAUUCAUAUUUUUAAAAUAUCAAGAUAUACAUAUAUAUAUUCAUACCAAACUUUGGACCGUGCCUGAAAAGGCCCGUUUCGAAAGAUUUACUCCAAGUCCGCGCAUUAAUUUCCUCGGAAAUUAAACAAGGCAAGUUGAAACCGGAGGUCAGGUACCAGAAAACACAUGGAGAAGGCUGAGGGACCCAAUGAUGAUCCGAACCCCUCGCAGCUGCGUCAGGCAGCGGCAUAAGAUCGGUAAAACACGCAUGUCUGGGCUUUUAGCUAAUACCUGUGUUGUUAGUACGGUAAAUCAUUGCACAGUUCUAUACUACUGGCUGCCUGUUGGCGGUUUGUGAAUAUUAAGCGGUUAUUCCGCAGUAGCUGAUGGAUUUCAGCUCAAAUAUUCAUACCAAACUUUGGACCGUGCAUGAAAAGGCCCGUUUCGAAAGAUUUACUCCAAGUUCGCGCAUUACUUUCCUCGGAAAUUAAACAAGGCAAAUAUAUAUAUACAUUUACUAGACUGUUCAGUAGGACUGAUUUAUAUGGCCUCCCAAAUAGGACAUAGGGAUAAGAACGCCCCGCCAAGUAAUAAAGGCGGGCCUGUGCAUAACUGUUGAAUUGUCAAAAUAACUCUCUUUUCUAACCUCAGCAAUAACACCAGUAUAAAAAUGAAUCCUUGCCCUAAUCUUGAUUCUUACCCCUUCCCAAACCUUAAUUCUGCAGCAGACACUAGCUCCUGCCUCAGUCCUAUAUUUGGUCUUGACAUGCCUAACCUUUAACUUUAAAUUCAGCUUUAAGCCUAACCUUUAAUCUAACCCUUACCUUAAACCUAACCCUAAAUUUGUGGCGGCCAGCCAUCUUGACCGGUCUGGCGUCAUUGUUCAUGACCUCGCUGCCUCAAGGGCAUUCACCCUUUGCAGUUAGCCGUUCCAGGCGCGCUGAGCUAAAGUCACACGACCAGAAGCUCUGACAUAACUGCAUCUGCACAGUCGCAGCUGCCUAUGCGGACACUUGAACGCGCCACCCCCUGCAAUCAGCAAAAUAAGCCACUGGGACACCAUCCCUCGGCAAAUGCAACAAGCACGGACUGGAUACCACUUGAGCUUGAACCACGAGCCUACAAAAGCGGCUGCCAUCACUACUUCAGGGACUCUCAGGCGUGACUGGACGCAGUCAACACCAGCCCUAGCUUCGCCAGUGGCCACUGUCGCCUGAUAGGACAACUCCGGGUUCUGUGCACAAUAAACCCCUCAAACCGGUGACUUCUGUCUUCUCCGUACGACGUAGGAUUCGACCUGCUGGUUGUAGCGCUCAGAGCAUUUACUUUACCGCUGUGCCCCUACAAAUUCACUGCAAUAUGGCUCAAAGCCACCCACGUCGCAGUCGUUUCUGUUUUCACGUCUUGUUUAGGAAGCCAUAUAAGUCAGUUCUGCCGAAUAUUCUAUGAAAUUCGGUCGUCCUUCCGCCAAGAAUUCGAGGAUUAUAUAAUUUUGGCCUAAGAAAAAAUAAAAUUAAAUUUAGAGAUCUUUCAGGUAAUGGAGAACGCCGACCGCAUUUAAAAUAAAACUGGGAUGUGGACUUUUUAAAAUUGUAAUGUAUCCACACUUUAAAAUUUUUAAAGAAAUGCGCAUAAGGAAUGUAAACUAAGGGGAUCAUUUUGGAGAUAUGUGAUUGCAUACAUUUUAGCGUAGUAAAUCCUUAGGAAAACUAAACACUAUGUAAGUACUAUUUUGCGUGUACAAUUUAUGUCGAGGACUGAGAAAAGUUCGUAAAAUCUAAUAAUUAAAAACUUUUUAAACCGAAAGAUAUCUUCUUCAAGUGCACAAUUUCAUAGAGAAGAAAUAUUUUUCCACCAAAUGAAUUUAAGAAAAUUGUUGUUAGGCAUUAUUUUCUCUAAUAUAUAUCUGGGUUUAAAAAACUGCGAGAAACAACUUAAAAGUGCAUACUAGGGAGGGAGGUUUUUGGGGGCGACCAAAAGGAAAGUGCAUUUAUAAGCCAACGUCCUGACGAGUUUGCGAAAUUAUUGGAUUAUGCCGCACGAUAGCCAAGCCUACUUAAGUAAUCCUCCUGACUCGUACACGUACAUCAAAAUUUGGGUUAACAUUUUAUGGAGUCGGUCACUAUCCAUAGAUUGCCUGAGUCUCGAUUCAUGUGGCAAGUAUAAAAAACUGUAAAUUCGCGAAUGCUGGGGUAGAAAGUGUGCUAAUAAUAAGGCUAGAGACGCGGCGGUGUCCGCCCACUUUACGCCCUUACUCCUGUCCUUCAACUUCGCUUACAACAAGGUGGUCAAGUUCCCAAGGCAGACUUCAACUACUGCCCUCCUCCACCCCCCUCCCUGCCUCUGUGUGUGCACACGUCGUCAGGCUUUGCGGUGAAAAACUGACUUCGAAAAGUCCUCCGCCCACUCCUGCCAGCACGUGCACUUUGCCGUGCCAUAUAGCACCCUCAGUCGACUGUCCUGCCGCGCAUAAGACGGUCUGGCUUGGGCCAAACGCCAGAAAGGUCACCGUAAAGACGUCUGCUUCAGUUGACACCACGGCCGUCGUUGUAGGGAUCUACCAGCGGCGAAUAAUUUGACGCAAUCUGAAUAAAAACUGGCACAGUUGAUAAUUGCGGGUACCUGGAAAUUAAAAGCCUCCUCCAAGAACAGUUAUUGUGCCAAAGGAGAAAGUACUGCGCACAUCUUUCCGCAAUAUUCAUGUGGAAAAUAGAUUACCUAUGGGUUUGGCUACCUCUUAAGCAGUUUUUGGUUUACAGAAGAACUUGAAGAGUUCUUAGUAUUAUCUGAAUCUGUGUACAUCCUUUGUUGGGACAAAGUUUUCCCCAAAAGGAAAUGGUCACGGGCAUCAGGUGCUUUUUUCUACUCACUGCAAUCAGUGCCCAUCUGAGCCAGCGUGAAAUUAGCAUACUGGCCGCGAAAAAAACUUGAAUCAAAUUUUGGAAAGGAAGUAUUUGCAAAAGCAUAUGUCUAUAGACAGCGCCCUUUUAAAAAAUGAAAUAAUUCGCCUUUAAGGCUUUGACAGUAAUGAGGUCUUGGUAUUGCUUUGUAGAUGAAAUUCCGCCGCCAGUUCAUCGUGAAACCGCAACCUGAAACAGAUAUCCCGAAGAAAUUAAUGCGAACAACUGGAGCGUUCCUGUCAUACGAAAGUAAUGUUUUUCGCAUUCUACAUUAGCAGAAACUUAGCGUCUAUUACGGUCCAGUCAGUUCCAUCUAAAUAUUUAAUUAGUCGCUUUGAACAUUUCCCAUUGUAAGGAAAGACGGCCAGGAUGAUGGAAACCGGCGAGUUCUUCUUCAAAUAUCUCAACCUAAGUAUUUUUAAUUUACUUUUAAGUUAUUUUACGUUUCUUUUAUCGCUGCUCCAAAAUUAGAUUUGUUUUGGUGCUAGUCCGUAGGCAACUACUUAAAAAGGGUGAGAUACAUUUGCGAUGUGGUGAUAAUUUCUAAAUGAAAGUAAUGUCUUCCGUAGUUCCAACACUAUGUACAAGCUCCUUCUCUCAUUUUUCGGUACUCCAGAAUCAGGGAUGAAUGUACACAAGUUCUACCUGUCUUUCCAAAUGAAAUUACUGUUAUCCGAAAUUCCACUAUUUCAAGCCCAAAUCGGGAUCCGCCUUCUCACCUCUGUUUACCAAAGAACCUCAACUUUUUCCAAAAAGAUUUCACUCCAUUUAUUGUCUCUAACAAAUCUGUCUGUGGAGGUGGUUUGUUUGUUUCACGCCUUGCCGAAGAUUUUUCUGGCAGAAGUAGCGACAGCCACUGUUACUUUGCCCUUUUCUUAUGGGAACGCAUUGGGCGCUUUAUUGUUAGACGCCAAAAAAACUGCUGUUUACUCCUGCUUCACACGGUUUAAGUCAGCAUGCUUGUUCUUCUGGACAACAAGUACUUAAAUUAACCCUUUCAAAAUCGUGCCGCUUGUUUCCUCAUGAUUUCAUCCCCGAAUGAGUUCAUUCAUGCAUAGUGUGGGCUUUGGAAAGCGCCACCUCGUGAACCAUUGUUUUUUCCACGCGAACAACAAACAUCCUGAGAGGGUUCCGCAUUCAUUCGUUGAAUGUUUUUGUCCUUCUACUCGCCGAUGCAGCCCCAUGAGUCGUACGACGUAGGCAGCAUUAAUCAAGUAACGAUGCUUAUUAUGCAUUUGCCGUUUAUGUUCGCUACAUGCGGGUGUGAAAGGGCCUUGAGCACCGCCACUCUUUAAAGUCCGCCUACGGGACCAAGGCCUCUUGCUGUCUCCAUUCAAGCCCUUCAAGGUGGCCGCUUUUUCCCUAACAGCGGCAAGCGUUCUGAGAACAUGAAACUUGAUGCACAACUGUUUUCUACCUUCAAUUAAUAUUUAGACUGAAAUCUUAUCUGUUUGGCGUCUUCAGUAGUCCUUACGUAGUUUUCUCGCAAGGAAUGCCCUUAGUCGGCUGCAUUAGUUAACACGUUUAGAACAGUACGCGGAUGGUUGCUUUUUAUGUUCUGUCCGAGGAGGCGUGGACUCGUUGGCUGAAUUCCAUGCUGGCGAUUAUGAAACCACAGAGACAGGGGAAGUUGCUCUAAGCCAGUGAUAUUAUUUUGCAUUUUCAAGGUAUUACUCUCGGAAAUCGCAUGAGCACGGAACUUCGGCAGCAAUUCUGGCCUCGAAGUUAUGAUCCAAGGUCAUACGAGUUCCCUGUAAUCUUCGAGCUGCCUAGAACUUUCAACGAAAAGCAGAGCGAGUUAGAGAGAGAGAGAGAGAUGACGUUACUUUAGUUGAAUAUUAGUCAAACUUCGGAAAACUCCAAGCGAAAGGCUGCAAGUAGAAUUUUAUUUUAGCGACGGCGAUAUUGUGGAGCAUUUUGGGCUGUGAGAGUAUGCCCGAGAAGUCAAGUUGCACAGAAAAAAAUCGAUGAGCGAGAUAAUCUUAUUUUAAGGCUCUUCAUCUACCGCUCCGCGCUGUCAGAGUCGGGGACAGAAUAACAGAAGGCCAUCAGUUAACCAGAGCAGGAGAGUAUCUAAACGCAAAUGGACUGUACAAGGGGAUAGACGUUCCACCCGUACUACAAGUGGCCUUGCGCCAAAUUCCAAUCGAGUACCUAUUUCCGCGUCCUAACUUGAACCCGAAUUCUAACAAGAGCCCUAACCUCCCUGAUAUUUAGUGAGUCCACCUAUAAUACCUGAGGACAUCAACGCCUCUUGCCUAUCAGCAAAUGCUUCGUGAAGGAUGAUGCCAAGUGUAAUCUCUCCUCACGGCCUACAGGCCGCGGGAAGUGCUUUCCCGGGGGCGAACGCGAUGAGCUUAGAGAACUCAAGGCGAACAGCGACCUGGGCAUCGUGCCAGCGGACAAGGAGUGCUCCACAAUUGUACUGGACAGGACAAACUACCUUCCAAAAGUCCAAGGUUUACUGGAGGACCAACAGUUCUAUGUCCCAUGUGCAACGAACCCUGUAAAAGUGCUGGCACGCGGAAUUAAUGCCACGUUGUUGGUCCUAGAGAGCUCAGGUGCAAUAACACCAACUGAUAGACGCAUGGUGAGACUCCGAGAUACGACUUUGGCCUGAUUCUAUGGCCUCCCUAAGGUGCACAAACAGGGCGUUCCUCUCCGACCCAUCGUGUCGCCCAAAGGUACUCAAAGAUUGGACUGGCAAGGUGGCUGUUCCUGACCGCUGCAUCAAACACCACGGUCUCUUCGUCAGCACAAUUCCUGGAGAAACUCAAAGGGUUAAGCCUCUAUCCAAAUGAGGUCAUGGUAUCUUUUGACGUUACGUCCCAUUUUACUUCUGUUCCCCAGGACCUGACGAUCGAGACAAUCGAGCGGCUUCUACAAAGCAAAUAUUAUGAAAUAGAGAAUCGUAGUGGAAAUACCCAAGUCCUCUACCUCCUAAAGCUCUGUCUCAGGACGUACUUCACGUUCGACGGGACAAUCUACGAACAGGUGAAGGGAGCCCAGAUUGGUUUGCCGAUUUCGGGAUUCAUCGCCGAAGCGGUCUUGCAACGGUUGGAGUCCCUUGUCUUCCAACACCACAGACCGAAGUUCUGGGCCCAGUAUGUGGAUGAUACCUUCGUCGCUAUCGACCGGGACUAA
Spirometra erinaceieuropaei is the source of this 10131-nucleotide messenger RNA. NCBI's taxonomy places the organism in Eukaryota, Metazoa, Platyhelminthes, Cestoda, Diphyllobothriidea, Diphyllobothriidae. The record is from the annotation of a GenBank genome assembly.